Molecule: messenger RNA, 774 nt
Organism: Zingiber officinale
Lineage: Eukaryota; Viridiplantae; Streptophyta; Magnoliopsida; Zingiberales; Zingiberaceae
Exons: 2
Coding region: 1-774 (257 amino acids)
Molecular function (GO): nucleic acid binding
Source: RefSeq, a predicted model, not a curated record
AUGGGCGAGGUUAAAGGCGACCAACUGACCGCACGGUGGUGCUACGUCGAGAUGGUCAAAUUAGAAGAGCUGGCUGCUUGGAAGAUCCCGCGCUUGGAGGUGAACACCAUCAUGAAAGAACCUCCCACGUUGGUCUAUGAGGAAAAGGAAGAAGUCCAGAUCCAUCCCAUUUGGGAUCCCUCGCCGUCUAGCCUCGGACAACGGACGAUAGUUCGCAGGACGGAGGCUCAAGGGUGGUGCGAAGGUUAUGGCAUUUUGCAAGCUUUCACCUCGGUGGCCUACCCCCAGAGCAAUGGCAAAGAGGAAGUCACCAACCGGGAAAUCCUCAGAGGGUUACGAGCUCGGCUCAACCACGCUAGAGGCAGUUGGGUCGAUGAGCUCCCUAGCUUAUUAUGGGCCCAUCGCACUACACCAAGAGAGGCGACUGACAUCACACUAUUCUAUUUAGUGUACGAAGAUGAAGCAAUGGUUUUAGUGGAAGUUGGAGUGGAGUCCAAUCGGGUGCAACUCUAUGACGAGGGAAAUGCCAAGCAGAGACUCAUUGAGCUCAACUUGGUGGACGAAGCACGGGAUAGGGCCACCAUCCCGCUAAUGGCGUACAGACAACGCAUGAAGCAUAACUACAACCGAAGGGUGAUCCCAAGGUUAUUUCAGGUCGAGGACUUGGUGUGGAAAAGGGUGAAGCCAGUCUGCGACGUCACCAAACUGGAAACCCCGUGGGGAGGACCCUAUAAAGUUAUUCAGAAGCUCCGUUCGGGAGCCUACUACCUAUAG